UUUUGUCAUGCGUUAGAUACCAGUCCUUUACCGUGUGCACUGUCAUUCCCUCGUCUCUUUCAACUUUUCCAGCAUGUCACGAAGAUACGAUACCAGGACAACUAUCUUCUCGCCGGAAGGGCGGUUAUACCAGGUCGAGUAUGCUAUGGAAGCAAUCGGCCAUGCAGGGACUUGCCUCGGCAUCCUAGCCAAUGAUGGUAUAGUGCUGGCAUGUGAAAGACGAAACACAAACAAACUGCUAGAUGAAGUCUUCCUAUCAGAAAAAAUCUACAAACUUCACAAGGACAUGGCGUGCAGUGUAGCUGGUAUUACCUCUGAUGCUAAUGUAUUGACUAAUGAACUGAGACUUAUUGCUCAAAGAUACGAGUUGCAGUACCAGGAGCCUAUUCCUUGUGAGCAGAUGGUCAGCUCGUUGUGUGACCUUAAACAAGCUUAUACUCAAUUUGGAGGUCUGCGUCCAUUUGGUGUGUCAAUUUUGUACGUCGGUUGGGACAAGCAUUUUGGCUAUCAGUUGUACCAGAGUGACCCUAGUGGGAACUAUAGUGGUUGGAAGGCAACUUGCAUUGGUAACAAUAGUGUGGCUGCUGUGUCUCUACUGAAGCAAGAAUACAAAGAAGACGAGAUGAGCCUUAAAGAUGCACUCACUCUGUCAAUAAAAGUACUGAGCAAGACCUUAGAUGUGACCAAAAUUACCCCAGAUAAAGUGGAGAUAGCCACACUGACACGAGAGAAUGGGCAAACUCAGCUCAAGAUCCUGAUAGCCAAGGAAGUAGAGGAACUGAUUAAGAUCAAUGAGGAGGAGACUAAAGCAGAGGAGGCCAAGAAGACUGCUGCUGCCAAGAAAUGAGCUUCUUCUACAUCACUUGCCAAGCCUGAUAAUGCAUCCAUCUACAUUGCUUUUCUCGUGUUCUUCCUAAAUUCUAGGAUUGUAUGAGGUGUAUCCGUGAAGCUGAGCUAUGUAAUGUGCCACACAAUGUGAAGGAUUCCUAUAUUUCUGUUUUAUAUUAUUUCUUUUGGAAAUACUUGCUCGAGUUUCAUUCAUCUAUUUCAGGCAGAAAAAUGCACUCUAGCAAGGUUACCAGUACAAUGACAACCAUUCCAUCACUAGUCUUACAGCAUGACGACUUGUACUGAAAAAUACACAUUGACAUAGCAAUAUGAGAUUACACUUGAUGUUUUUCUAAUGUCAAUGUUUUAGUAUUGCAAAAAUUAAGGGUUCUCAUCAGUGUUGUUAUGCUUCUAGUGAGGCUUUAUUGAACACACGUACAGGAGACCUUUCCCUGGUGAUUGUAGUCAAGCUUAUUCCUUCCUCCCAAAGCUAGGUAAUUUUUUUGUGUUGCUUAUGCCAGGGGAUGUGUUAUAGGUUUAUAAAUGACUCCCUCAGGGCAGGUCUUGCUCAGGUCAAAUUUCCUUUUUAGACAUGUACAAUAAAGCCAUUUGUACAAAAUGUAUUGUAAGAUCAAAUAAACAUUCUACAUACAUUUAUACAAGAUGUAUUGUAAGAUCAAAUAAACAUUCUACAUACAUUUAUACAAAAUGUAUUGUAAGAUCAAAUAAACAUUCUUUCACUACAGAA
This is a messenger RNA of Nematostella vectensis (starlet sea anemone), 1576 nucleotides long. RefSeq names its product proteasome subunit alpha type-4. Gene Ontology annotation, biological process: ubiquitin-dependent protein catabolic process. The transcript has 8 exons. Lineage: Eukaryota; Metazoa; Cnidaria; Anthozoa; Actiniaria; Edwardsiidae. The record is from RefSeq and is a predicted model, not a curated record. Bases 74 to 847 code for a protein of 257 amino acids. Gene Ontology annotation, cellular component: cytosol; proteasome core complex, alpha-subunit complex; nucleus.